Molecule: messenger RNA, 972 nt
Organism: Debaryomyces hansenii CBS767
Lineage: Eukaryota; Fungi; Ascomycota; Pichiomycetes; Serinales; Debaryomycetaceae
Gene: MRPS9
Product: mitochondrial 37S ribosomal protein uS9m
Exons: 1
Coding region: 1-972 (323 amino acids)
Biological process (GO): translation
Cellular component (GO): mitochondrial small ribosomal subunit; ribosome
Molecular function (GO): structural constituent of ribosome; RNA binding
Source: RefSeq, a predicted model, not a curated record
AUGUCGGUAAGACUGUUAUAUGGUAUAAGUGGGUUGAGAAUAUCCACUAGGACAUUCUCUAAAACCGCAUUUAGAUUACAAGAACAAGUCAAUCAAACACAAGAAUCCACAGAUACUGAAAUCAAUGGAAGACCAUUAGUUCCUGCUAACUUGAAAAAUGCAAAAGGUGAAAGACUUAUGAUCCCUUCUAAAUUGCAGGAGAAUGCGUUGAGGAACUAUGAAUUAGAAAGAUUAAGAAUUAUUCCUAAAUUGAAUACUUUCUAUGGUGGUAACCCAGUACACGAAGAGAACUUAAAUACUUUGAAUGGACUUAUCAGAAAAUACAUCAACCUUCCAACUCGGAUUGUGGAUGACAAGGAGAUACAAAACACUAAAUUUGUGUCGUUUGAAGAAUAUAAGACAAGAAUCCAGUCUGGUACUAGACUUAAACCUAUUCACCACAAAGAAUUGACCCAGUUAUUACAUAGGUUAAGAAGUAUCGAUCCAGAAUUAAUGCCAAGGGAAGUUUCUGAUGUAUUGGCAAAGUUUGCAAACACCUCUAGUGAAUCAGCCAAAGCUGCACAGAAAGUGAAGACUUUGGAUGAGUUUGGUAGAGCUAUAAGUCUUGGUAAGAGAAAGAGAUCAGUCGCUAAGGUGUACUUAACCAAAGGUGAUGGUCAAGUUAUGGUCAACGGUAAGUCUUUACUUGAAUACUUUCCAAAGGAAGCUGACCGUCGUAGAAUUGCAUAUCCAUUUCAAGUUGUUUCACAAGAAGGUCAAUAUAAUGUCUUUGCCGAAGUUCAAAGUGGAGGAUCUACAGGUCAAGCCGAAGCAGUCAUGUACGGUAUUGCCAAAGAUUUAGUUAUUUUUAACCCAUUAUUGAAAUCAAGAUUACAUAAGUCUGGAUUAAUGACUAGAGAUGCAAGAAAAGUCGAAAGAAAGAAGCCAGGUAAGGUUAAAGCUAGAAAAUCGCCAACUUGGGUUAAGCGUUAG